AUGUCUACUGCGGAAAUCGCCCAAGAUGGCGAACCCCGCGGCCCUACUACCGAUUCCGCUACCCCUCCGGGCCAAACCCUGACCGGAAAACAGGAGCACUACCUCAAGCGAGAGCUCAUAUCUGAGCAAGUCAACUGGGAAAUAUCCGAAUUAAAUUCUACUACGGCGCUUCGCAGAUUCGGCGCCCCCUUUAGGUCGGAAUUUGGAGAGGUGUCACCCUAUGAUUCUGAACUCCCCAUCCUACGUUAUAUAUUCGUACAUCAUGUACGAGAGUUCCCGUUCCUUGACAAGGCGAAGGAGAAGGAAUUCUGGCAGGACAAGCUGCAAGUCUUCCUUGAGUCCUUCGCCAGCAAGAAUAUCUCAUCUUCGGAAGAUCGAUUAGAAGAAACUAAGCGUCGCAAACUAGCCCUAAAAUGCCGGAAAUUAGUCGAGCUGAUGAUGGUGUCGGGGGUUCCCACGGCGUCGGGGUUUGAAGAGCGCAUAAGAUUUGCAGAGAUGGAAAUCGUAGACCGAGACGCAAUCGAUACCGGUGUAUUAAAUACUAUGCCCGAGGGACACUACGUUAACGGAUGGGACGUCAAUGUUGCUGGUGUGCGCAUUACUCAGGUCAAGAAACAUAUUAGACGUCACAAGCAUGCGGAAUUCCUAUUGCGCGUCAAACGGAAGGGCGAGCUUGAAUUCUACGUAGGCAGACGAUAUGGCGACUUUGUCCGAUUGCAUAGACAGCUAAGGACGGAACUACCAGGAAAAGUCCUCCCUCCGUUACCCAAGAAGAACAAGUCAGAUACAGCUGCAGCGAGUUUAAUGUCGCGCAUGACAGAUGGUGCUGAAGACUCCGACGGCUCGUCCGCCUCAUCUGUUUCUACUAUCGCACCUGGGUCUCAAAGUGGUGGGUUUGCAGAGUCAAUGAAGACCUUAACAGUUCGAGAUCACCGCCGGAACAAAUCUGUGGCUUCUAGCCGUGCAUCGCCGCGCCCGUCCCUCGAAGCGUCCGCGGUUCUCAGUCCCAAAAUCGAUAAUGCAAUUCUCUGGCGCGAGAAUCAGCGUAUAUCAUUACGAGCAUACUUGCGGUAUCUACUGCAAAACCCCCAGAUUGCGCAGACCAAUGCUUUACAGCAGUUCUUAACACACGAUCCGCUCACCCCAACUGAUGAAGAUGUCGACGACAUCUUUCGUCGCAAGGCUGUUGACGAGAAACGUAUGGAGGAACAGAAGCAAUUCUACGAAAUAGCAAGAAAAAGGGCUGCAGAGUUGGACGUGUAUAUGGAGCAGUUCCGACAAGAUAUCGUCGAGCGUAAUGGGCUAACAAAACUUUUCCAAGAGAUCAAGGAUAAAAACACCAUCCAAGAUCUAAGUCUCCAAUACCAGAAGUUUGCCGAGUGGCUCCGCAUCGAAGUGGCUGCAACCAUCUACCACCUUUUCCUUGCCGAAGAUAAUUCGCCAGAAUUAUUUGCGCAGCUUAAGCGGAUUCAUUCCUUGAUCCCUUAUACUCUUAUGAAAAACGUCAUUAGGCUCGCGAACCCCGCCGCUGUUAUGUCCGGAGUGCUUGACCUUUUCCUGGCGCAGCCAUUUGGAGCUCGAUCUCUUAUGCAACGAAUUUUCUCGUUGACGCUAAACGACGGCAUUAAGAGCUAUCAGAAGUCCAUCGAUGCCUUAGCUACUAUAAUUGGGGAUGACGUGUUUGUGAAUAAACUAAAGCAAUUUGCGGAUGCUGAGGAACAUAUAAAGGUUGCAGUUCGAGAAGAAGCGGACUCUGAGGGGGUAGAUAUCAUAGUUGCCGUCUUGCGCUCCGAACUUUUCACUCCGGCUCUCACUGGAGAACAGAUUGGGAGAUUAUUCAACGCAUAUGUGGCCUUUAACAAUGCAGUGGAAAACGUCGACGAGGAAUUAAAACAGGGCGCGCAGCUUUUCUCGCAUCUAAAGCAGCUUAUGAAGCUACAAACCAGACAACGCGAUAAGGCAAUGAUGCUUAGCUUGAUCGAAGAACCUGUCACUUUACAAUUAUUCCGGGAUCUUUUCACCAUAUUUUACGAACCUUUGGUAAGAGUGUAUAAGUCGGCCAACGUGUACGACAGUAUUACCGACUUUGCCGUUUUUAUUGGUGAUAUGAUCCAGGUUGUCGAGAAGUGUAGGGAGCAGGAUGCCUCGGCAGACCCGAAUCAGACGGUACAAGCCUUCAUCGACCUAUGUCAGCGUCACGAGCAUAACUUCUACAAAUUCAUCCACGAAGUUCAUACUCACGACAACGGUCUUUUCACGCAACUAAUGGCCUGGAUAGAAGACAUUUUAGAGUUCUUAAGAAAGGGCCCGGCUGGUGGAGCAUUAGACAUCAACGCCCUUUUCGAGGGAGCCGUUGCUAGCGGCAACUUAGACAAGGAGAAGGCGAUUAGGGAAAUCGAUCAGCUUAUCGCCUGGCAGGAGGCUCGCAAAAAGUGGCAUCAUGAUAAAACUCGGCAGAAGAUGGCAGCGGAAGGUUCAGUCGGUAUCGACGGUGGCGUACCGGGUAUGAGUAGCUUUCACGCUAGCGACUUCGGGCUCAACGAUGCGGACUUAGAAGACAUGAGCUACGAUGACGGAUCUGACGAUGAGGCUGAAGCGGAAGAAGAGGAUGAGAUGGAUCCUAUAGAAGCUGAAAGACGAAGGAGAGCAAAGAAACAAGACCGGCUUAAGGCACGUGCCGGCGAGCCGCAGAAACCGGAGGUCAGCGAGGUGCACCAGUUAAAAGACAACUUCGUCCAGAUGUUACGGCAGGUUCUAGCGCGUUAG
Messenger RNA from Daldinia childiae, 2766 nucleotides. RefSeq lists its product as uncharacterized. Gene Ontology annotation, molecular function: phosphatidylinositol binding. The coding region runs from base 1 to 2766 and encodes 921 amino acids. NCBI's taxonomy places the organism in Eukaryota, Fungi, Ascomycota, Sordariomycetes, Xylariales, Hypoxylaceae. The transcript is spliced from 6 exons. The record is from RefSeq and is a predicted model, not a curated record.